This is a messenger RNA of Hyaena hyaena (striped hyena), 7655 nucleotides long. RefSeq names its product tubulin tyrosine ligase like 7 (gene TTLL7). Gene Ontology annotation, cellular component: cilium. The transcript has 21 exons. The record is from RefSeq and is a predicted model, not a curated record. NCBI's taxonomy places the organism in Eukaryota, Metazoa, Chordata, Mammalia, Carnivora, Hyaenidae. Gene Ontology annotation, molecular function: tubulin-glutamic acid ligase activity; tubulin binding. The coding region runs from base 369 to 3032 and encodes 887 amino acids. Gene Ontology annotation, biological process: protein polyglutamylation; microtubule cytoskeleton organization.
AGCUGCUCCGGGUGGAGCGCCCCAGCCCCGAGCCGUGGCUGCCUAGGGUGGCGGGCCGGCGCAGGGGAGCAGCGGACCACCAGCGCGGGCGGCCGGGUCCGGGGGCGGCCGCCUGCGGGAAUCCGGGACGCGGGGGAGCCGCAGACGAGCCGCCUGCAGCCGGGAGGCGAGGACCGUGGCUGGGCUUUCCUCACCCGGGUACCUUCUUAUCCCAUAACUUCGGUGUCCUGAAAUCUGAGAAUUCCACCAAGAUAAUAUGAUAGGAACUUUCCGUGAUUUGGAGCUGUAUCCUACUUAGCUAAUGCAGGCCUUCCAGAUUUCCUGAGAGCUUGGUACAACAGCACAUACUGUCACAGCCACGGGCAAUAAUGCCAUCUCUGCCACAAGAAAGAGUUAUUCAGGGACCCUCUCCCCUGGAUCUGAAUACAGAAUUGCCUUAUCAAACCACAAUGAAAAGGAAAGUCAGAAAGAAGAAAAAGAAGGGAAUCAUUACAGCAAAUGUUGCUGGGACAAAGUUUGAAAUUGUUCGUUUAGUAAUAGAUGAAAUGGGAUUUAUGAAAACUCCAGAUGAGGAUGAAACAAGCAACCUUAUAUGGUGUGAUUCUGCAGUUCAGCAGGAGAAGAUUGCCGAGCUGCAAAAUUACCAGAGGAUCAACCAUUUUCCAGGAAUGGGGGAGAUCUGUAGAAAGGAUUUCUUAGCAAGAAAUAUGACCAAAAUGAUCAAGUCCCGGCCUCUGGAUUACACCUUUGUUCCUCGAACAUGGAUUUUCCCUGCUGAAUAUACACAAUUCCAGAACUACAUGAAAGAAUUGAAGAAAAAGAGAAAACAGAAAACUUUUAUAGUAAAACCAGCUAAUGGUGCAAUGGGUCAUGGGAUUUCUUUGAUAAGAAAUGGUGACAAACUUCCAUCUCAGGAUCAUUUGAUUGUUCAAGAAUACAUUGAAAAGCCUUUCCUAAUGGAAGGUUACAAGUUUGAUUUACGAAUUUAUAUUCUGGUAACAUCAUGUGAUCCACUGAAAAUAUUUCUCUACCAUGAUGGACUUGUGCGAAUGGGGACAGAGAAGUACAUUCCACCUAAUGAGUCUAAUUUGACCCAGUUAUACAUGCAUCUAACAAACUACUCUGUGAACAAGCACAAUGAACGUUUUGAAAGGGAUGAGACUGAAAACAAAGGCAGCAAACGUUCCAUCAAGUGGUUUACAGAAUUCCUACAAGCAAAUCAACACGAUGUUGCUAAGUUUUGGAGUGAUAUUUCAGAAUUGGUUGUAAAGACUUUGAUUGUAGCAGAACCUCACGUCCUGCAUGCAUAUCGAAUGUGCAGACCUGGUCAGCCUCCAGGAAGUGAAAGCGUCUGUUUUGAAGUCCUUGGAUUUGAUAUAUUGUUGGACAGAAAACUAAAGCCAUGGCUUCUGGAGAUUAAUCGAGCUCCAAGCUUUGGAACUGAUCAGAAAAUAGACUAUGAUGUAAAAAGGGGAGUGCUGCUAAAUGCAUUGAAGCUACUGAACAUCAGGACCAGUGAUAAAAGGAGAAACUUGGCCAAACAAAAAGCUGAGGCUCAAAAGAGGCUUUAUGGCCAAAAUUCAAUAAAAAGGCUCUUACCAGGUUCCUCAGACUGGGACCAGCAGAGGCAUCAAUUGGAGAGGCGGAAAGAAGAGUUGAAAGAGAGGCUCGCUCAAGUACGGAAACAGAUCUUAAAAGAAGAACAUGAAAAUCGGCAUAUGGGGAACUAUAGACGAAUUUAUCCUCCUGAAGAUAAAACUCUGCUUGAAAAGUAUGAAAGUUUGUUGGCUGUUGCCUUUCAGACCUUCCUUUCAGGAAGAGCAGCUUCAUUCCAGCGAGAGCUGAAUAAUCCUUUGAAAAGGAUGAAGGAGGAAGAUAUUUUAGAUCUUCUGGAACAAUGUGAAAUUGAUGAUGAAAAAUUGAUGGGCAAAACUGUCAAACCUCGAGGACCAAAGCCUCUCUCCUCCAUGCCUGAGACCUCUGAAGUACUGAGAAGACAGAAAUACUAUAGCAGUGACAGCAGUUAUGACAGUAGCAGUGGCUCUUCGGAAUCAGAUGAAAAUGACAAAGAAGAAUACCAAAAUAAGAAAAGAGAAAAGCAAGUUACAUAUAACCUUAAACAGUCCAACCACUACAAGUUAAUUCAACAAUCCAGUUCUAUUAGGCGUUCAGUCAGUUGCCCUCGGUCCAUCUCUUCUCAAUCACCUUCCAGUGCAGACAACCGGCCGUUUUCUGCUCAACAAAUGAUACCAGCGUCCCGGUCAACUUCAGGGUCUCGGUCACAUUCCUUAAAUCGUGCUUCCUCCUACAUGAGGCAUCUGCCCCAUGCUAAUGAUGCCAGCACUACUAACUCUCAAAUGAGUGAGUCUUUGCGGCAACAGAGAACAAAGGAACAAGAAGACCAUCUAACAAGUCAGACCUUAUUUGUCCUCAAGGACAUGAAGAUCCGGUUUCCAGGAAAAUCAGAUGCAGAAUCAUUACUUCUGAUAGAAGAUAUCAUUGAUAACUGGAGGUAUCAUAAAACAAAAGUGGCUUCAUAUUGGCUCAUAAAAUUGGACUCUGUAAAACAACGAAAAGUUUUGGAUAUAGUAAAAACAAGUAUUCGUACAAUUCUUCCACGCAUCUGGAAGGUACCUGACGUCGAGGAAGUAAAUUUAUAUCGGAUUUUCAACAGGGUUUUUAAUCGCUUACUCUGGAGUCAUGGUCAAGGACUGUGGAAUUGUUUCUGUGAUUCAGGAUCCUCUUGGGAGAGUAUUUUCAGUAAAAGCCCUGAGGUGGUGACUCCUUUGCAGCUCCAAUGUUGCCAGCGCCUGGUUGAGCUUUGUAAACAGUGCCUGCUAGUGGUUUACAAAUAUGCAACUGACACAAGAGGAUCAUUCUCAGGCACUGGUACAGAUUGGAGCAAUUCCAGGUAUUUAUUACCAGGAAGUACACAAUUCUUCAUGAGAACACCAACCUACACCUUGAAAUACAGUUCACCUGGAAUGACUCGCUCCAGUGUUUUGUUUACUUCCCGAUAUGGCCAUUUGUGAAACAGAAAGGAAGAUCUCCAUGGAUUAUGCAUAAUAGCAGUUCAUUUUUUCCCUCCAAUUUAACAUGCAAAGAAAGUGACCAUUAAGUGCUGUUUUAUGUAUAUAUGACAUAUAUGUGUGAAAAUAUAUACACAUGUGCACUCAAAUAAUACAUAUAUAUUUAUUAUAAUAUAUGAAAGAAGAAUUAGAAAACUGGAUAUAAGAUUUAACCUUUCUGGAAAUGUAAUAAACCAUGCUAAAAUUGUUUACACGAAUAUGUGAAUGUCUAGAAUUUGCUAGGUUUAUAAUUAAUACCUUCCUACUAGAAAUGUUAUUUUUGCUGCAGAAUAUAUAAAACAGAAUUGAUCUUGAAGAUCCCAUUUCAGUGUUAAAUUAUUUUCUAGAUAAUACAUCUUUUGACUUGAAAAAGCAUUAAUAGUAAAAUAUCUUAUUAAUUCUCUUAUACAUAGUAAUCAUUUAAAAUGAAAAAGCUAGAAGCCUGGUGUUGCUUGAUGAUAGGAUUAAAUAUAAAACGGGUUUAUCAUUAUUAUAGCACAUUGCAAUGUACUAUAAAAAUCCCAACUAAUAUUCCCAACAUUUUUAUUUCUUUAUUUGGAAAUUUAGCUACUUGUGGUGAUGUACAUUUUCAGUAAGGAUCUAGUAGGACCAUAUAAUGAUAUAAAAUGGAAGACAAUCCAGUGGCUUAAAAGUAAACAAAACAUAAACUAGCUUUCAUUUUUUACGUUUCAUUGGGAGUCACAUAAAGGUACAGAAAAUUAUGGUAAUAACAAAAUCUUUCUAUCUGAUUUUUGUAUUCAUAUCACUCACUUUUAUUUGGAAAGUAUAUCUCCAAUGGGUACAUAUGGUUAAAUACAAUUUCUUCUGUUCUUCAGAAGUAGAAGAGUUGACAUUUCAAACUCAUUUUGGAGUUAGGGUAAUGUGUCACACUUGUAAGUCUCUCAAUGUUGAGACCAACUUACACUGCAAAGUCUAAUAAAGAGUUUCACAUUGUACCAUAGAAAAUAAUCUAAAUUAUUGCAAAUAGGUUCAGAUUACUAAAUAUUAUUAGUCAUGGAUAUACCCUUGAGAAUUUUCAAAAAUCAAAAUAGAGUAUGAAGUUUUCUUCAUGUCUAAAGUUAUUCUGCAUGAAUUUCUUAGCAGUUUGCUUCCUUUUCUUGCUUACAGUUUUAAAAAACAAUAGGUAAGCUUUCAGUUUUCCGUAAAAAUAUCAACAGCAGUAUCAUUGACAUGGAACUCCUUAGAAAUUGUGAUAUUCAUCUUUUAGAAGUUUGUUUAAACUUCUCCCUACAGUCUUAUUUUCUCACAGAUGCUAAUUAUUGGCAAAAUUUAGGAAAGCUUUACCUUUUGCUAUCCUAGAAACUAUUUUCAGGAAACCAAGAAACGAGAGUAAAUCAAAGCAGGAGAACUCAAGAGUGGCAAACUGUCCUGUUUUAAUUUACAAACUGGAUAAUUAGCAACCUAAGAUUGUAAGUUAGAUACAUUUUGCUCAUUUUAAAGCCAUAUUCUGAGGCUGUGAUAGGCUAAAAUAGGUUUUUCCUUAAAUUAUCACCACUUGAUUCUUUAUGACUACCUAACAUCCAUAUUCCAAUAGAUACUUCUCCUUGCUAGAUGCAUCCCAAAGAAGAAUUUGUUAUUGUCUUUGUGGAAAAAGAGGAUGAGGAUAUCAGGAUAAAGGAAAUUACAAUUUAACUCUGAGUGUUUGUGACUCCACUUUGCAGAUUUCUUAGAAUCCACAGUGCAAAAUUUGGGAUAUUACAAAUUCAUUUUAAGAGUGAUCAGCAAGUAGGUCUUUUCAUGAAGUAUUUUUUUAAAUCACUUUUCUUUUAAAUUCACGCUGUGUCCAUGAAUGAGACAUAAUUUCAAGUGUCUGGUAUGUGAUAUCAACCCAGUUUGUUGGUCACUCACGUGCAUUAAUUUAAAUCAAAAUGGUUAUUUCUUACACUAGAGUGAGUGCUGUGGAACUUCUGUCCUUAUUGAUAAAAGACUAAAAUUUUUAUUUAAGACAAAAAAGAAUGUUCAACAUGGGGAUGAACCCUCUCCCCCUAGAAAACACACACACAUAGAAUUUAAAAACCAAAAAUAAGUUAAAAUGUGUGAAACUACCCAAUGAACAAAUUUCAUUUCUCUAGGUACUUAGAGCUGGCUUUUUUUGAACACCAUAAUUUUAUUGCUCAUAUUUGCUUAUUUAUACUGAUCUAGUUUGAUGUGAGAAAGUUGUGAAUAAAAGCCAUGUGCUCAUUAUUUAUAUAUGCUACCUGGUAUGCUGUGGACUAUGGUUGCUAUAGUGCUUAUUCCCUAAUGAGAAACUAAGAAGAGAAGAUACAGUAGUCAACCAUGAGAGUGUCUAGAGACCACAGGUAUGUUUUAGAGGCAUAAAAUAUUCCUUAGCUUUUAUUAUGAAUUUUUUAUUCAUAAGGUUAAAGCAUAUUAAUAUAAGUGAUAGUACGGGUCUGAUUCUCUCUCUUUCUUCCAGGAGAGAAAAUAACUUCAGUUGAAAAGACUCCAGAAGUUAUUCAAUAUUACCAGGAGUUUUUAAUAGGGAAUUUGGUUUACUUGAGUUGAUAGUGUAUUAUUUUCAUUCUGUUAUGAGAAAACAUAUAUCCCUACUCAUUCUGUUAAUCCAAGCUCAGAAUGCUUUCCAGAACUAUAUAUGAUUACAAUGAUUUCCGGAAUUAUAUAAAAAGCAACCUUUAUUUUAAAUCAUCAUCUAUGAACCUGGUAUGAGACUACAGAUUUGUUUUCACAUUAAUUAUCAAGCAUUAAUUAACUACCAUUUGCUUUAUGUUAUCUAUUGAACAAUUGUGAUUCAUUAUUUUUAUUAGCAACAAAUUUUAUUUUACUGGCAUUUCAUUUACCUUGCAUGUAUGAAAAUGAUGUUAUAACAGGAUCAAAUAUGGAAAUAACCUCUGCCAGAUAUAAAGAUUUAUAUGUAUUUUUUCAUAUGUCUAAAUUAGGUCUAAAUACACAAAAAUUGCCUACUAAUUUCUCCUCCCUAAAACUAAAAUGAACCAAAUUCAGACAAACAAGCAAAAAAAACAUUAAAUUUUCUUUUCAUGUAGUAUUUACAAACAACUAGAUGAUUGAUAUUGGCUUUGAGACAUCAAGGAUUUCAUUCUAAUUCUCUUUUUAAUUUGGAAAGCAUAUGAUUAUAGAAUUUCAAGUUAGGAGUUAUCUAACUUGAAUUUUCACAUUUUAAUAUAAAUUAAUCCAAAUGCUUUUGUCUUUAGCAUGCCAAAGCCAAUCUAUGUAAAAUUCAUUUUACAUCUAAACAUACACACUAUUUGAUCUUUUCAAUGCAACAAAAAGUUAAUUGUUACAUCAACUCUUAUUUCUAGGUUUCUAUAAAUCACUGAUUCAUUCUUAAAUGUGUAUUCUUUAAAAAAUAAUAGCAAAUACCUCGAGAAGAGUGACAGAAAAUACCUUCCUUUUUUUCUGUAAUGCUAAUUUACUUUUCAAGUCUUAGCUUACCUGGUUUUAAGGACUACGCAAUAAAAGUGGUAACUUCAGAUAGUUGUAUUGCUGUGACCUAAUGAUUUUUUAAAAAUUGGCUUUUCUCUUUAAAUUAAGAAAUUUAUGUUGUCAAGUUCUGAAUUAGUUAUCUAAAUAUUUUGGGUUAAUAGCACUUACAAAUAAAUUGAAACAAAUUGGAAAUAUAUUCACGAUGAAAAUGUUAUUCCUUACACUGCUUUUUCUUUCUUCCUUUUUCCUUGCUUCUCAUCUUCUUCUUUGCUUUAAGCUCCCUUUGAAGUUUUGACCUUUGUAUGGACAAGGUCAAGAAAGGAUAUCUCCUGCCUUUUAAAUAUUGGUUUUCCUUGUAUUUUAUGGUGGCGUAUUUUUGCCUCAGCAACAAUAAAACUUAGAUAAAAUGUGUUUAGAUCAAGCUCACUUCGUCUGCUGGGAUUUUUAAGAGCCAAGUUUCUAUGCCUAAGAGGCACUGAUUGUCUAGACCAUUUGAACCAAGAUACAUGGAUGCAAAUAAUAACCUUGCAACCAAAAAGUAGUAUAUUAAAACCUAUUGCACUCUUUGAGAUUGCUGCCCUUUUUUGCUGAUUUUUUGCCUUGUCAUAAAUGCGUUGAUAGUAUAUUGAAGGAAAAUGAUUCAGGUAACACAUUUUGUAUAAACUGGGCUGUUAAUAUCUAAAGAAGGGCUACAUAAAACUUUUAUUUUAUCCCUACCUACUAACUUGAAAACUGUUGGUGAAAUCAUUAUUCAAUAGUCUAAUAUUUUUUAAAUAAGUAAGAAGGCUUACCUUACAAAAGUAAUCAGAUAAUGCUGAUAUUUCUCUUUCAAAGGCUAAAAAUGUUAGUUCUUGGUCCUGACCUGGUUGGUUCAUACAAUUAAUACUGUACAUGCUACAAUAUCGAAUAUUAAUAGAUUUGCUGGAGAAUCUGAGUUUCAAGAAUAGCUUGAAAGCAAUACACUUGCUACCAUGAAGCAUGACUCAAAUUAUCCCCAUAUGCUUUGCUACCUGUGUAUGAAUGCAAAUGUUGUUACAGAAAAUAUGCUUGAAAUGUCAACACAAUGUGCAAUUAGUGUUGCAUUGUCAUGCUUCAGCAUGUGAUAUCUGUAUGGUGAAGUUAUUUCAAUUACUAUAAUAAAAAAUGUUUAACAUAAGAAAGCUA